Zerene cesonia (dogface butterfly) is the source of this 1865-nucleotide messenger RNA. It is a transcript of the gene bigmax, whose product is annotated as max-like protein X. NCBI's taxonomy places the organism in Eukaryota, Metazoa, Arthropoda, Insecta, Lepidoptera, Pieridae. Gene Ontology annotation, cellular component: nucleus. Gene Ontology annotation, molecular function: RNA polymerase II cis-regulatory region sequence-specific DNA binding; protein dimerization activity; DNA-binding transcription factor activity, RNA polymerase II-specific. Gene Ontology annotation, biological process: regulation of transcription by RNA polymerase II. The record is from RefSeq and is a predicted model, not a curated record. The transcript has 5 exons. Bases 129 to 758 code for a protein of 209 amino acids.
AUGACAGUUCAAACUUCAAGAUAAGAGAUAGGUAGAUAAAUCAAAUGAGAUUUGUGUUAUAAAAUUGUUGCUUUUGCAACUUAGUUAAAACAAAGGGUUAUUUUAAAAAGAUUUAUCGGUGGUCCAACAUGUACUCUCGAUGCGGUAGCAGUGGUUCCAUUCAGAAUAUGCAUCAAACCCCAUCUUCAUCAAAUCAUAACUCAGAGGAUGAAGAUGACAGUGGGGACAACAAGCCAUCAGCACUAAGUUUUAAAGAAAGAAGGAGAGAAGCACACACGCAAGCUGAGCAAAAGAGGAGAGAUGCGAUCAAAAAGGGGUAUGAUUCAUUGCAAGAGUUAGUUCCAACUUGUCAGCAGACAGAUGCAUCAGGAUACAAACCCAGUAAAGCUGCUGUUCUACAAAAGUCUAUUGACUAUAUACAAUACCUCUUGCAACAACGUAGACGGCAAGAAGAGGAGCGUAAUGCACUACGUAAAGAUGUAGUAGCAUUGAGGAUCAUGCAGGCAAACUAUGAACAAAUUGUUAAAGCACAGCACUCAGUGCCUGGCCAGAGUGAACAAAGGCUAACUGAUCAGGAUAAAUUUGAAGUGUUUCAGGGGAUAAUGGACAAGCUAUUCGAAUCAUUUGAGUCUGUGCCAACAAAUGAUUUUGCUGAGUUUUCGGCUGGGGUUUUCAAUUGGCUGGAAGAGUAUUGCAAACCUCAAUCAUUACGUACCCUAGUGCAUGGAGUUUUACGAGAACAAAAUUUUACACCUUAAUAUUAUGUGGUAAAAUAUUACAUCAGACCUUGUGCCAUUUAUUAUCUACAAUUGUAUGCUGAGGCUGAUAUAACAAUUACCUACUAAAUAUGAACAGGGUUAAUAGAAUAUUUUUAUAAGUCAGUUUAAAAGUGAAAUAUAAUAAAUAGCACUUGGUAUUAAAUACUUAAAUGAUGCAGAAUGUAGUAGAUAAAUUGUUAUGUUAUUAGUCUGUUUAUUAUUGUUUUAAAAAAUAUAUUAGUUCAUAUUAUAUACAUGUUAAGAUUGUGGGUAUCAAAUAACUGUGGCCUUAAUUAUCAUGCUGUGACACUUAUACUACAAAUAAAAUAAAAUGUCAACAUUCUAUAUCGUAAAUAUAAAAUGUAACUUUAUUUUUUAACUAAAAAUAUUGCUUAGCAUGUGGAAUACACUGCCAUAUUAAAAAAAUGGCAGGCACAAUUUUUUUAGUAAUGUUAUGGGAUUUAAAAUUAUACUGAAAUACAUUAUUUUGUUAUAUGAGAAAUUUAUUUUUUUUUUAAUUUUAUUAUUGUUAAAUAUUAGUUUUAUAAUUUUUUAAGAGUUUCUUCGUUUGCUUGAAUGCACUUAUCUCAGGUUCUACUGGGCAGAUUUGAAUGAUAUUUUUUGUAAUUUGGUAGUUUGAUGCCCAAAAAAAGACAAAGGAUAAUUUUUAAUUUUUAUUCGGAAACCCCUGAUCUGUCUAUCUAUUCCGCAAAGUCAGACGCGGGCGUAAAGCUAAUGUUUGAUAUCAUGGGGAGUUUUAAGAAAUGCUUGAAACAAUAUUUAAUGUUGAUUUUGAUUCAUUAGCAAUUAAAGAUAUAUGUGAUAACGCAUUGGUAUGUAAUUGGCAAUUAUUUAUCAUUCAACAAACUAAAAACAUAGUGACUCGUUAAUAUUGAUUGGUCUAAACAUACUACAUUAUAGCAGCUAUAAAAUGUUUCAAAACACAGGCAAGUGCAAUAAAGUUAUUUCUUAUAUUAUAUUGUAAAGUAACAUAUAAUCAAUUAAGUAAAAAUUGUAUAUUAAUUAAUUAUUGUUUAACAGUGAAAUUUUAUAAAUACGCAGACCCGAUGUGUGUUUUAAAUAAAUCUAGUGUUACAUUGCAUUUUA